Messenger RNA from Leopardus geoffroyi (Geoffroy's cat), 11200 nucleotides. It is a transcript of the gene ATG2B, whose product is annotated as autophagy related 2B. Gene Ontology annotation, cellular component: phagophore assembly site; extrinsic component of membrane. The transcript is spliced from 42 exons. The record is from RefSeq and is a predicted model, not a curated record. NCBI's taxonomy places the organism in Eukaryota, Metazoa, Chordata, Mammalia, Carnivora, Felidae. The coding region runs from base 444 to 6677 and encodes 2077 amino acids. Gene Ontology annotation, molecular function: phosphatidylinositol-3-phosphate binding. Gene Ontology annotation, biological process: autophagy of mitochondrion; reticulophagy; autophagosome assembly.
GAACGCGCCGGGAGCGUCCCAGAGCCGGGAGCGCGCCCCGCGGAUGACAACAAAUUCGACGCGCGGCGGCGGCGGCGGUGGAGGAGGGUGCCUAAGUACCUGCCUCGGGCCCUGCCGCCUCCCCGCGUGUUGUCUUGCAUCCCCUCUCUUUGCCGAGUAGGAUCCUUCCGGAGGUGUCCCGGGCCCGGGGCGACGGGGGCUCCCCCGCGCCUGGUCCCUGCCGGGCCUAGCGCGAGCGACGCGGCACCGGCGAUGGGGUCGCCCUGAGGGACGCCCGGCGCCGAGCGGGCAUGGAGGGGCCGUCCCGGGCUUAGGCCCCGCCGCGGACCGGGGACGCCGGCCGGGACCCGAGGCGCCGCCGCCGCGGCCUGGAGCCGGAGCCUGGGCCCCAGGGCCGGAGCCGCCGCCUGCAGUCCCCGCGGGCCCCGCGGCCAGCCCUCGUCAUGCCUUGGCCGUUUUCGGAGUCCAUCAAGAAGAGGGCCUGUCGGUACCUUCUGCAGAGGUACCUGGGCCACUUCCUGCAGGAGAAGCUGAGCCUGGAGCAGCUCAGCCUGGACCUGUACCAGGGCACCGGGUCCCUCGCCCAAGUCCCUUUGGACAAAUGGUGUCUCAAUGAGAUCCUGGAGUCGGCAGAUGCGCCUUUAGAAGUCACUGAAGGAUUCAUACAGUCCAUUUCUCUGUCAGUUCCAUGGGUCUCCUUGCUACAGGAUAAUUGUGCACUGGAAGUGAAAGGGCUAGAAAUGGUCUUCCGGCCUAGACCUCGCCUAGCAACUGGUUCUGAGCCUAUGUAUUGGUCAAGUUUCAUGACCAGCAGUAUGCAGUUGGCAAAAGAAUGUCUUAGCCAGAAAUUAACGGAUGAACAAGGAGAAGGAUCCCAGCCUUUUGAAGGACUUGAAAAGUUUGCUGAAACCAUUGAAACAGUGCUAAGAAGAGUAAAAGUCACUUUUAUAGACACUGUCUUGAGAAUCGAACACGUGCCAGAAAAUUCCAAAACUGGAACUGCACUUGAAAUUCGAAUAGAAAGGACCGUGUACUGUGACGAAGCUGCUGAUGAGUCCGCAGGAAUGAACGUGCAUCAGCCUACAGCGUUUGCGCACAAGUUGCUGCAGCUCUCCGGAGUGGCCCUCUUCUGGGAUGAGUUUUCUGCGUCAGCAAAAUCCUCCCCAGUGUGUUCAACUGCACCAGUGGAAACUGAGCCAAAGCUGUCACCUAGCUGGAAUCCCAAAAUUGUCUAUGAGCCACACCCACAACUAACUAGAAAUUUACCAGAGAUGGCACCUUCUGACCCAGUGCAGAUUGGAGGGCUGAUCGGUAGGUUGGAGUUGAGUCUCACGUUGAAACAGAAUGAAGUACUUCCUGGAGCUAAGUUGGAUAUUGAUGGACAGAUAGACUCUAUUCACCUAUUCCUGUCACCGAGGCAGGUGCACUUGCUUUUGGAUAUGUUAGCAGCUAUUGCCGGACCAGAAAAUUCUAGCAAAAUAGGAUUAGGUAAUAAAGAUAGAAAAAACCGACCUAUGCAGCAGGAAGACGAAUAUCGAAUUCAGAUGGAAUUAAACCGGUAUUAUUUGAGAAAAGAUUCCCUCUCCGUGGGUGUAUCUUCAGAGCAAAGCUUUUAUGAGACAGAAUCUGCUCGGACACCUUCUAGCCGUGAAGAAGAAGUUUUCUUCUCCAUGGCCGAUAUGGACAUGUCCCAUAGUCUCUCUUCUCUUCCACCCCUUGGAGACCCUCCAAAUGUGGACCUUGAGUUGUCGUUAACUAGUACAUAUACAAAUACUCCAGCAGGAUCUCCAUUAAGUGCUACUGUGCUUCAGCCAACGUGGGGAGAUUUCCUUGAUCAUCAUAAAGAACAGCCAGUAAGAGGGUCAGCAUUGCCAUCCAACCUGGCGCCCCCACCAGCUUUACAGAAAACUUCUCUCCCAUCUAGAUCUGUUUCAGUGGAUGAAUCCAGGCCUGAACUUAUUUUUAGACUAGCUGUGGGAACCUUCUCCAUCUCUGUGCUUCACAUCGAUCCUUUGUCUCCACCUGAAACGUCAUUGAACCUUAAUCCAUUGACACCUUUGGCGAUAGCUUUUUUUACUUGCAUAGAAAAGAUUGACCCAGCAAGAUUUUCAGCAGAUGAUUUGAAGUCUUUCCGAGCAGUAUUUGCCGAAGCUUGCAAACACGAUCACCUUAGAUUUAUAGGUACUGGCAUCAAAGUGUCCUAUGAACAAAGACAAAGAUCAGCUUCCCGAUAUUUUAGUACGGAUAUGUCCAUUGGGCAAAUGGAACUUUUGGAGUGCCUGUUUCCAACUGAUUUUCAUUCUGUUCCUCCUCACUACACAGAGCUUUUAAUGUUUCAUUCCAAAGAGCGGACUGAUUCCCAUCUCCCUGUGUGUCUUCAGCUCCAUUAUAAGCAUUCUGAGAAUAAAGGACCCCAGGGUAAUCAAGCAAGACUUAGUUCUGUUCCUCAGAAGGCAGAAUUACAAAUUAAGUUAAGUCCAGUGUUCUGCGAGCUGGAUAUCAGUAUUGUGGACAGAUUAAAUUCCUUGCUUCAACCACAGAAACUUACUACAGUGGAAAUGAUGGCAUCUCACAUGUAUACGUCCUACAAUAAACCUAUUAGUCUGCACAAGGCUUUCACCGAAGUAUUUCUGGAUGAUUCACAUAGUCCUGCAAAUUGUCGGAUAUCAGUCCAGGUUGCCACACCGGCAUUAAACCUUUCAGUCCGCUUCCCAAUACCCGAUCUUCGGUCAGAUCAGGAAAGAGGACCGUGGUUCAAGAAGUCGCUUCAGAAGGAGAUCCUUCAUUUAGCAUUCACAGAUCUAGAAUUUAAGACUGAAUUUAUAGGAGGAUCAACCCCAGAACAGAUUAAAUUGGAACUUACCUUUAGAGAACUAGUUGGGGCAUUCCAGGAAGAGAAAGGAGAAUCAUCUGUUAAGUUUUUCCAUGUGUCUAGUGGGGUAGAUGGAGAUACAGCAUCAUCAGAUGACUUUGACUGGCCACGAAUUGUACUGAAAAUAAAUCCGCCAGCCAUGCAUUCCAUUCUGGAGAGGAUAGCAGCCGAGGAAGAAGAGAGUGAUGGCCGCUAUCAGGAAGAAGAGGAAGGAGGUGCUCAUUCCCUAAAGGAUGUUUGUGACCUGCGAAGACCAGCCCCAUCUCCCUUUUCUUCUCGCAGAGUCAUGUUUGAAAAUGAGCAGAUGGUGAUGCCAGGAGACCCUGUGGAAAUGACAGAGUUUCAGGAUAAAGCAAUCAGCAAUUCUCACUAUGUGCUGGAACUUACAUUACCCAGCACUCAUAUAACACUACCUAAUAAAAGUUUUUAUGAGAAGCUGUAUAAUAGGAUCUUUAACGACUUGCUGCUCUGGGAACCAACUGCCCCUUCGCCAGUGGAGACAUUUGAGAAUAUUUCAUAUGGUAUUGGUCUUUCCGUAGCCAGUCAACUGAUUAAUACCUUCAACAAAGAUAGUUGUAGUCAAUUUAAAUCUACAGUUCACUAUGAUGAGGAAAGUGGAUCUGAGGAGGAGACGUUGCAGUAUUUCUCUACCCUUGAUCCCAACUAUCGUUCCCGUAGGAAAAAAAAACUAGACUCUCAGAACAAGAACUCACAAAGUUUUCUCUCAGUUCUUCUGAGUGUUAAUCAUGGGUUAAUGGCAGUGUUCACAGAAGUAAAGCAAGAUAAUGGAGACCUGUUGGAGAACAAGCAUGGUGAAUUCUGGUUAGAGUUCAAUAGUGGUUCCUUGUUUUGUGUGACAAAAUACGAAGGUUUUGAUGACAAGCACUACAUCUGCCUUCAUUCUAGCAGUUUCAGUCUAUACCACAAAGGCAUAGUGGAUGGAGUGAGUCUUCCCACAGAAACACGACUGCCCAGUUCAACCCGCCCGCAUUGGUUGGAACCAACUAUUUAUUCCUCUGAAGAAGAUGGCCUCAGUAGAGCUGCUUCAGAUGGUGUCGGAGGUGACACUUCGAAUAUGCUCUCUGUCGCAGUUAAAAUACUGUCUGAUAAAUCGGAGUCCAAUACAAAGGAAUUUCUCAUUGCUGUAGGAUUGAAAGGAGCCACACUCCAGCACAGGAUGCUUCCUUCUGGGCUUAGCUGGCAUGAACAGAUUUUAUACUUCUUGAAUAUUGCUGAUGAACCUGUCCUGGGAUAUAAUCCUCCAACUUCAUUUACAACUUUUCACGUUCAUCUCUGGAGCUGUGCACUUGAUUAUAGGCCUCUUUAUUUGCCGAUCCGAUCUCUUCUCACUGUGGAAACAUUCAGUGUAUCGAGUAGUGUGGCCUUGGAUAAAUCAUCAUCUACACUCAGAAUAAUCUUGGAUGAAGCUGCUUUGCAUCUGUCUGACAAGUGUAAUACUGUUACUAUAAAUCUGAACAGAGAUUAUGUUCGUGUGAUGGAUAUGGGGCUUUUGGAAUUAACCAUAACUGCAGUGAAAUCUGAUUCUGAUGGAGAGCAAACUGAGCCGCGCUUUGAGCUACACUGUUCGAGUGACGUUGUCCAUAUCAGAACAUGCUCGGACUCUUGUGCUGCGUUAAUGAAUCUCAUUCAGUACAUCGCAAGCUAUGGGGACUUACAUGCGGCUAACAAGGCGGAGACGGAGCCUGGAGCCCCUGAAAGAAAGACAAAGGUAGAUUCCGGUGGCCGCUCAUCCUCACGAGGCCCAGUACUUCCCGAAGCAGAUCAACAGAUGCUACGGGAUUUGAUGAGUGAUGCUAUGGAGGAGCUUGACCUGCAGCAGGCCACUGCGUCUGCACAAGGCCAGUCUAACGGUGUUUUGAAUGAAAAAUCUCAGAUUCAGGAGCCAUGUUGUUCAGACCUCUUCCUGUUUCCAGAUGAGAGUGGGAACGUGUCUCAGGAGCCCGGCCCUGCUUACACCUCGUUCACACACCACCUGAUCAGUGAUGCAAUGACAGGUGCUCCCACUGAGAAUGACGACUUUUGCAUUCUUUUUGCACCAAGAGCAACUAUUCAGGAGAAGGAAGAAGAACCAAUUGUAAAAAUAAUGGUUGAUGAUGCAAUUGUAAUAAGAGAGAAUUAUUUUAGUCAGCCCAUUAAGAAGACAGAUACAAGCAAAGCCCCAUUGCACUUUCCCAUCCCUGUCGUCCGGUAUGUUGUUAAAGAAGUCUCUCUUGUUUGGCAUCUUUAUGGAGGAAAGGAUUUUGGAACAGUCCCUCCUACUUCUCCAGCUAAAAGUUAUAUCAGUCCUCACAGCUCACCUUCUCACACACCCACGAGGCAUGGACGUAACAUGGUGUGUGGGGGAAAAGGAAGAAAUCAUGACUUUUUAAUGGAAAUACAGUUAAGCAAGGUGAAGUUUCAGCACGAGGUCUACCCCCCUUGCAAGCCGGAAUGCGAGUCCAGCCUCUUAGAGCACCCAGUCUCCCGGCAGGUGUUCAUCGUGCAGGAUCUUGAAAUUCGAGAUCGUCUGGCAACAUCACAAAUGAAUAAGUUUUUGUACCUGUAUUGCAGUAAAGAGAUGCCUCGAAAAGCUCAUUCCAACAUGUUGACAGUGAAAGCGUUACAUGUGCGCCCGGAGUCUGGCAGGUCACCGCAGGAAUGCUGCCUAAGAGUGUCACUGAUGCCACUUCGCCUCAAUAUUGACCAGGAUGCCUUGUUCUUCCUGAAGGAUUUCUUCACGAGUCUUUCGACAGAAGUAGAGCUUCUCAUGGCUCCAGAUCCAGAAGUCAAGAAGUCUCCUGGAGCUGACGUCACCUGCAGUUUGCCGAGGCAUUUAAGCACCUCAAAGGAGCCAAAUCUCGUUCUUUCUUUCCCUGGGCCGAAGCAGCCUUCCCAGAACACCAGUGUCAGCUCCGUGGAAGUGGUUAACCGGGAGGAACAGAAGGACUUCUCAGCUGAAGAAGCAGCAGUUAGUGAUCAGCCUGUGUUUUUUAGAGAAUUUAGAUUCACAUCAGAAGUUCCUAUUCGACUUGAUUAUCACGGCAAACACGUGUCAAUGGAUCAGGGCACGCUAGCAGGGAUCCUGAUCGGUCUGGCCCAGUUAAACUGCUCGGAACUGAAGCUGAAACGCCUUUUCUACCGGCACGGCUUGCUAGGUGUUGACAAAUUGUUUUCGUAUGCCAUCACCGAAUGGCUCACGGACAUUAAGAAGAACCAGCUACCGGGGAUCUUGGGAGGCGUUGGGCCUAUGCACUCUCUAGUACAAUUAGUGCAAGGCCUGAAGGACUUGGUCUGGUUACCCAUUGAGCAGUACCGGAAGGACGGGCGCAUCGUCAGAGGGUUUCAGAGAGGCGCUGCCUCCUUUGGCACUUCCACAGCAAUGGCUGCUCUAGAACUCACAAACAGAAUGGUUCAAACCAUACAGGCAGCAGCAGAGACUGCUUAUGACAUGGUGUCUCCUGGGACCCUUUCUAUCGAGCCCAAGAAGAUCAAAAGGUUUCCUCAUCACCGCCUAGCCCACCAGCCAGUGGACCUGCGGGAAGGUGUGGCCAAGGCCUACAGUGUUGUGAAAGAGGGACUUACAGACACGGCUCAGACUAUUUACGAAACCGCAGCUCGAGAACACGAGAGCAGAGGGGUCACCGGCGCCGUGGGCGAGGUCCUGCGCCAGAUUCCUCCCGCGGUGGUGAAGCCUCUGAUCGUUGCCACAGAAGCAACAUCAAAUGUAUUAGGUGGCAUGAGAAACCAAAUUAGACCAGAUGUUCGGCAGGACGAGUCCCAGAAAUGGCGCCACGGGGAAGACUGACUUUUCAGACGUGACUCUUCGUGAAGACAGCGCGGGGGGGGGGGACACAAGGAGCAUAGCGUCCCGUCGGCAGCUUCAGAGGGAACUCAUUUAAUUUUAUUGUGCUCAUCUCAGGAACAAAAGCGUUUCUCAGUUAAAUAAUUUAAUAUCAAAAAAACACGCAACCAAAAACUUGUGACGUUUCAGGGCUCGUUUGGUACUUGCCUGUAGAAAUGUUUGGCGGCUGGUGUCAGAAGUCCUAAGCGUUGGCUGCUGAGUGAGUGAAACGCUUGCUUUUAUCGAAAUGGCUACAAUUCUCCUUGCUGGAGACGAGAGAGCAUUGGAAGCCGCCUGUUACAGUGGAGCGUUCGGAAACGUGUCGCUUUGAAAGGACCAUUUAUGUUGCCCCGAGGAGCUGAUUUUUCUCAAGGUUGAAAAAGAACCACAGCUUCGAAACUUCCAUUGAGAACGAGAGACCGAGGCUCCAGGGAAAGCAAAGCAAAUAGGAUCUUAAUAUAAAUAUCACUGAGGAAUAACUAACCUAGUCGGUUGGAGUUAGCGUCCGUGCACUUGAGAACACGAUUUCCAUUUCCUCAGAAAACCUUUCUGUGGGAGUUUGAGAACGUGAAUGUCGCAGACGUGUUCUGUUGUGUUGCACUUUAUCCUGUGUGUGUGUGUGUGUGUGUGUGUGCGUGUGCGUUUAGGUUAAUACAAGUCGAGAUACAUUCGUUAUGUAAUUUACAGAUUUUCACAAAAUAUAAAGAGUAAACUGAGUGUUUUUGGCGAAGGAAGCUAAUAACUCAAUCGUAAUAACUUCCAUUUAUUUGAAGUGUAAACGAAAAUGUGCACUCUAUGAUGAACUGGGGCCCAUAUGAUUGUUUAUAUGUUCAGUUUUCAGCAGGGAUAGUGCAGGCUUGUUAGGACUGUGUGGAGAGGGUGAUUGGAAAUGAUUUUUACUCUUGUGAAAUUAACCAAAAAUCCUCCAAAUAUGCCCUAGUCAGCUAUUUCGAAGUACCGUUUUUACUUGGUUAACGAUGUACGUUUUGAUAACCUGUCAGGAAUGAAUAAAGUAUUUUUAUUUAAAGGUAAAAUUGUUUUAUGCUUCCAUGAAUAUUUUGCUUGUCUUAGAGCAUAUUUAUAGAUGCAGUACUAGGAUCCAUCCCAAGAUACCUGGGGCACUUUCUCAAAACUGAUUUUGGUUCAUAGCAAGGAAAUCCUUACCUAGGAGUGAGAGGGAAGUUGUCCGCAAGAACUCCAUUUUUGACUUUCGGUUGAUCUGGCAGAAAGCAAGUGGGGGACUUUGUUUGUCCAGUGUUUACAGCUGCAUGAUGGGACUUCUCAUUUCCCAGAGUGGGGAGACUCACGUCUUUGAUGUGAGUUUGGAUUUCAGAACUGCUUCUCAGCCAGGGGUUUGAAAAAUGAUGUGGAAUUGAUUUCAUUCUCUAGGUUCUCUGAACAAGAGGGCAACGUAGACCAAAAAUCUGGGCCUUUAACAUUGAAGAAAGUUGUGUUAAACAGUGUUUAAUUUUUAUUCUGUUUUCCUUUGUACUGUUGAAAAAACUCAGAGAAGCGCCUGUUUAAGUGUCACGGAACUUUCUUUGCGCCUGUAAAAUGCAGUCUGUGUAAAAUGGGAUCCCGAGGAAACACUAGCCACACCCGUUCAUCAUCACGAAGCCUCAGCCUGCUUUGGGGGCACGUUCCGACCACCCUGCUCACCGACCCCUCCAUGUUCCAGGUUCCUUAGAACAGAGCAUACUGUGUAUGUGAUCUGUGAUGAUGAAUCAAACAAACUGGAUUAAACUUAACGUAUAGAAGAGCUUUACAUUUUCCGUAGUUACACCGAUUAUUUAAGUUCAGUUAGAUACAGCAUAGGGAGAAGUAAUCAUCCUCGUCUUUGUACUCUGAGUUGUAAAUACACUGGUUUUUCAACACAUUCGGUUUAUAAAUCCUGUUUUGACCUACAUCUCCAUAACGUAAUCUCCACGGCCCGUGUCCUGUGCUCCUGCACCUGCUGUCCACAGCGUCUGUUUGGGAACCAGAAACCUGCCUCAGAAAGGUCCGGUCUCGAGGUUCUGUUCGCUGCCUCUUUAAUCCAGAUGGUCUUUACUGGAGAUGUUUAUGUGGGUCAUAUCUGAACCCUUCUGCAUAAUUAAGUAUCUUCUAUUUUUUCUCUUAAAAAAAACGUCUCUUCCAGCUUUUAUGUCGCAAUGACGCAGUAAGAAGAUCGUUGGGCAGGGCCCUUGGGCUGCCAGGUCCGCUCUCACUAGGCAGGUGACGUGGCCAAGACAUUUGAUUUCUCUUCAGUCUCAGCGUCUGCCUGUAAACUAAGGGGGUUUUGGGUGACAGAGCCCAACAGAGACUUUUGGCUGAUGAGGGCGUGUGUGCGCGCGUGUGUGUGUGCGCGUGUGUGUGAAUGGCGGUGUGGGAUGUAGCGCUUGAUAGAGGGCCCCAGUCCUGCGACACCUCGCGCUGAUGGCGCCGAAGGAGAGCGCCCACGGCAGCCGUGGGCUCCCCUAGAUCUGGGAUCUCUCCGAGUGCUGCAUUUGAGUGGCUGCGGUGGCCGCGUGGUUGACUUUUGAGGUGCGGUUCUGAACGGAGCGGACUGCGUCCGUCUGCUUGGUGCUGCCUGGCGGCCGAACGGGCAUCUCCCCAAGGAGUCCAGCGAGCAAGCUUGACCGAGAUCCGUCAGCGAGUCUUAGAAUAGACAGUGUUACAGAGACGUGUGAGGACCACUCGAUUAAGACCGCGACGUCCAUGGCGGUACCUUCUCUUGAACGGGGACUGACUUGCACUCCCAGUUGCCCUCUCUGUCCCCAGAUUGCUGUUAUUUACAAGUAGGACAUCCACUUUAAGAUUUGCCUUUUAGGAUAGACCUAGUGUUUCUUCUAGACAGAGCAGUAAACGUCCAUGUUAGCCACGUUUGGGUCCAAUUUGGAUUCCCGCUUAUGCGCAUGUAUUUAACAUCGAUGUUUUUAUAACGCAAAACUCGCUUUAAGAAAUCUUUCCAAGCAGCCGUGUGCCUAAAAUGGCAAAAAAUACUAAACACCGGUGUUUCCUGCCUCCUGCUGUGUGUGUCACUUUUCCAGUAAAGUCCUGUUUACUUUGUAAUCGUCCCCUUUCGAAAGCCGCGUUCUGUAGGCUUGGGGCCUCUGUUCAGUUUCUAAGCCAUCUAGACAACUCUGCCUCUCCCGUGCGGGGGCCGCGUGUCCCGGCGUGUUUGGUUCGGGUUCUGUGCGCUGUGCGUACUCUCACCAGAGCGCCGAGACAGCGGGCAGUGUCGGAGUCCGGCAGUUUGCAACGAGGACACUUGCGCUAACUGGCUUCCGGGUUGACAGCUGCGAAGAGCUUCGGGCGUCGACUUGAAUCACUGGCCUUUGUUUCCGUUUUCUUACACCUGCAUUGGGCGUCUUCCCUCAGAAUCGUGGGGAGGAAGCGUGGCAGGGCUGGUGUUCCGUGGUGAGCAGUACUGUUUCCCCUCCCAUCCUCUUAACCUGCUUAGGACCUUCGGGACCAGGUCGAGAGAGUUCUUUAAGCUCGAGAGGAAGGGACUGUCAAAAACUCGUGACCCUCUUUGUAUCUGCAGGUGGAUGAGACAAGCCAGCUGAUAUCAAGUAGAAUAAAUCAAAUACGAAUUUGUGAGUCUUAGGUGUAACGAGGAAGGUUAUGUAUAUAGCGUAGAGUUAACGUAGGGGAAAAAAAUCUUUUGUCGAGCAAGCCCAUUUCUGCUAGUCUUUUCAUAUAACAAUAGCUGAGUGCUUUGAUGCCAAUGUAAGUCCCUAUCGCCGGGGUCAGCCAGGCACACCGCUCCCCUCAGUAGACUUCAUAAACACAGCUGUCAUCAGCCCGCUUACGCGGGGAGUAUUUUCCUUUCAUUGUAGUCUGCACACCACAGGUAGAAAAGGUGUUCUAACACCAUCACGAUGGGCUGCUUUUGGGAGGAGAAAUUUGAGUGCCAACAAUUCCCAUUUCGAGAUGUCAGCAGUUUUCAAAAACAUUGGUGUUAGAGAUCUUUGCCUCCUGGGCCAACCAUGGGCACCUUGGUUUCGAGUGCCCCCUGCUGACGGUCAGGAGGUGGCAGGUGUGACGCUGGCUGGCUCCGUGACCUCUCUCCAGGGCAGUGCAUUGUUGACGUAGCAGCCCCCCCUUUAAGAAAUGUGUUUAUCUUGCUGUUCGACACGUAUUUUGUAUAUUUGAAAUGGCAGCUUCUAGUUUCUAGUUGGAUUCGUCUUCUCUCGUUUCUAUAGAACUCGCCGAUCACCCAGGACCGGUUGCUUUUUGAUGGUGGAAUUUGGAAGGGGUGCCAAGUUUGGCUCUUCUGUGAAUCCAUCCCGACUUCAGAGAUUGAAUUUAAUCUCACGACAAUGUUGUGUACUCGUUGCUAAGUUUUCUAGUUUCCCUAAGGUAAUUUUGGAUGUGAAUACUUUAAGAAUACCGAUGCUAUAUGAGUAUUUUUGUGGAAAUGUAACUUUUUGUCAGUGUGACUGUUGAAAAUAUUAUGAAAUGAAGAGAACUCUUGAAGAAAAUUAAAAUAUUUACUCUUUGGA